AUGGCUGAUGCCGCCGAGGUUUCUCGAGACGAAGAGUCCGAGGGCGAGGAAGAUUCAGAUGCGCCCGAUCACCAGGACAAGAAGCGACGCAAGAAGACCGAUGAGGCUGGGCCGGUCAUGACCGACAACUUCCAGACAGCGGAGUCAAGAGAAGUCGCGGGCGCCUCAACAUUUGUUUCACAGGAUGCGUCGCUCGUUCUGUCACACAAUAUCCAGCAUCAGGUGGCGCUUCCGCCCGAUCUCAACUACGAGUACAUUCCUCUUUCCGAGCAUAAGUCGCCCGAAGAGCCCGCGCGAACAUAUCCCUUCAAGCUGGAUCCCUUCCAGAGCUUGUCUGUUGCAUCGAUCGAGCGCGACGAAAGUGUUUUGGUGUCGGCACACACCAGUGCGGGAAAGACGGUGGUGGCAGAAUACGCGGUCGCACAGUGUCUCAAGCGCAACCAGAGGGUCAUUUACACCAGUCCGAUCAAGGCCCUGAGUAACCAGAAAUACCGAGACUUUGAGGCCAUUUUCGGAGAUGUUGGAUUGAUGACUGGUGAUGUUACCAUCAACCCCACGGCAAGUUGCUUGGUCAUGACCACGGAGAUUUUGCGAUCCAUGUUGUAUCGCGGUUCCGAGAUUAUGCGCGAAGUUGCUUGGGUUGUAUUCGACGAAAUCCACUACAUGCGAGACAAAACUCGAGGUGUGGUUUGGGAGGAGACAAUCAUCAUGCUUCCCGACAAGGUCCGAUACGUUUUCCUGUCUGCCACCAUUCCAAACGCCUUCCAGUUUGCCGAAUGGAUUGCCAAGAUCCACCACCAGGCCUGCCACGUCGUUUACACUGAUUUCAGACCUACUCCACUACAAAACUAUUUCUACCCGGCUGGAGGAAAAGGAGCCAGAAUGGUGGUGGACGAAAAGGGCUACUUCAACGAGGAGAACUUCAACCUGGUUAUGGCCGAAGUUGAAGAGAAGAAGGGCUCUGACCCUGCCGAUUUCACCGCCAAGAUGAAAGGAAAGGGAAAGAACAAGAAAACCAACAAGGGCGGUGCUGAUGAAGGCUCCGACAUCAACAAGAUUAUCCGAAUGACGAUUAAGAGGAAUUUUAACCCAGUCAUUGUCUUCAAUUUCUCCAAACGGGAGGUUGAAAACAUGGCGGUCAAGAUUUCCAAUCUCAACUUCAACGACGACUCUGAAAAGGCCAUGGUAAACAAGGUCUUCCAGAGCGCUAUUGAGAGCUUGUCAGAACAAGACCGAGAGCUGCCGCAGAUCCAGAACCUCCUGCCGUUGUUGCAGAAGGGUGUUGGUGUCCAUCAUUCUGGUCUGCUGCCAAUUCUCAAAGAGACAAUCGAAAUUCUGUUCCAGGAGUCUCUGAUUAAAGUGCUAUUUGCGACUGAGACCUUCUCUAUUGGUCUCAACAUGCCUGCCAAGACAGUUGUCUUUACUCAGGUUACGAAAUGGGAUGGUGUCAAUAUUCGACCAAUCACCUCAUCGGAAUACGUUCAGAUGGCCGGACGUGCUGGUCGUCGUGGUCUUGAUGCCCGAGGUGUUGUCAUCAUGAUGAUUGACGACAAGCUUGAGCCAGACACCGCCAAGCAGAUUGUCACUGGCCAGCAGGAUAGACUCAACUCUGCAUUCUACCUGGGCUACAACAUGAUUCUUAACCUUCUCAGAAUUGAGGCUAUUUCUCCUGAGUUCAUGCUGGAGAGAUGUUUCCACCAGUUCCAGAACGCAGCCAGCGUCCCAAGCCUCGAAAAGGAUCUGAUGGCACUGCAGCAGGAGAAGGAUGCUCUGACAAUACCAGACGAAGCCACCGUCAAGGAUUACUACACGAUCCGACAACAGUUAAACACAUACACAAAGGACAUGCGGGCAGUCAUUCAACACCCGAACUACUGUCUACCUUUCUUACAACCUGGCCGACUUGUGCAGAUUCACAAUCCCAAGGAGUCUGUAGAGAAGAUUGGUGGCGGACUCGACUUUGGCUGGGGCGUCAUUACUGAUCAAUACCCGCGACGGACUCCCAAGCUCGGUGAGCCUGAUUACCCGCCCCAGGAGUCCCACAUCAUCGAGGUUCUUCUCUACCUUUCCAAGUCAAGUGCGGAGAUUAUUCCUGGCCAGCCAUCUGGAGAAAUGCCACCCGGCCUUAAGCCCUCCACCGACGAUGAUGGCAUGUUCGCAGUCGUGCCUUGCCUCCUGACAUGCAUCAAAGCGAUCAGCCAGAUCCGAAUCUUUAUGCCAAAGGAAGGCCUGAAGUCUGACGACGAUCGCAAAGACUCCGCAAAGGCUUUGAGCGAAGUACAGCGCAGAUUCCCAGACGGCGUGCCUGUCUUGGAUCCCCUGGAGAACAUGGAUAUCUCGGAUGAAUCUUUUAAGCAGCUUCUCCGAAAAAUCGAGGUUCUCGAGUCCAGACUCGUAACUAACCCCCUGCACAUGUCUCCUAUGCUUCCUUCACUGUGGGAUCAGUACCACGUCAAGGUUCAGAUCCUGGACAAGAUUAAGGAGAAGAAGAAGGAGAUUGCCAAGGCCCAUAGCAUUGCGCAGCUGGACGAACUCAAAUCCAGAAAACGUGUGCUGCGUCGUCUCGGAUUCAUUAACGACGCCGAGGUCGUUCAGCUCAAAGCCCGCGUAGCCUGCGAAAUUUCUUCUACCGAAGGCCAUGAGCUGCUUCUGUCCGAGCUUCUCUUUGACCGAUUCUUCAACGAGAUGACCCCUGAGACCAUUGCCGCUGUUCUUAGCUGCUUUGUCUUUGACGAGAAGAUUGAGACCCAGGCAUUGAAGGAAGAGUUGCAGAAGCCGUAUCGCGAAAUCCAGGCCAAGGCUCGAUUGAUUGCCAAGGUUAGCCAGGAGUCUAAGCUGGAUGUCAAUGAGGACCAAUAUGCGCAGAGCUUGAAGUGGCAGCUCAUGGAGACGAUUUAUGCGUGGGCGCAGGGACGACCAUUUGUUGAGAUUUGCAAAAUGGCAAACGUCUACGAGGGUUCGUUUAUUCGUAUUUUCCGCCGUCUUGAGGAGCUUCUGCGACAGAUGGCUCAGGCCGCCAAGGUUAUGGGCAAUGACGACCUGACGAAGAAGUUUGAGGAGAGUCUAGGAAAGAUUAGGAGAGAUAUCGUGGCUGCUCAGAGCUUGUAUCUGUAA
Messenger RNA from Trichoderma atroviride IMI 206040, 3114 nucleotides. RefSeq lists its product as uncharacterized. NCBI's taxonomy places the organism in Eukaryota, Fungi, Ascomycota, Sordariomycetes, Hypocreales, Hypocreaceae. Gene Ontology annotation, molecular function: RNA helicase activity; ATP binding; RNA binding. Gene Ontology annotation, biological process: maturation of 5.8S rRNA; RNA catabolic process. Gene Ontology annotation, cellular component: nucleus. The record is from RefSeq and is a predicted model, not a curated record.